UUCUCUAUUAAUCUACACUUCAAUUAUGUUUUUUAAUCUCAGUAUUUUCUUUCUUGGCAUUUGAUUUUAUGCAACUAAAUUAGGUUUUGCUGAUAACAUUGUGAUGUGGGUUUUGUUUAAGGUUUUUGGUUUUCUACAUUUUUUCUUUCUGGCAAUAUUCUCUGUUUGGUCAUCCGGGUUUUUCUCAAUUUUGAGCAAUUUGUGCUAAUAUUGGAUUUUUUUGUUUAUUUCCCUAUUUUUCUUUUUUUUUUCAAAAAAAGGAAAAAAAAGAAAAAAAGAAAAAAAAGAUUAAUCUUGUUUAGUUUGAUUGAUUGAAUUUACAAUCAAGGGGAAGACUAAUUGGUAUUUUAUUGAUUGAAUUGGGAUUUUUUCUGUAGAAAUUUAAAGGCUUCUGUUGGCUGAGGGCUCUUAUCAUUUUUAUUGUUAGAGAAUUCUGGGUUUGUGCAGUAAUUAGGUUUCAGAAAUUUGGAUUCUUAGGGUUUUUUUUUCAUGAUUAGGGCUUUGUUGCAUAUAAAAUAUUCCUUUUUGAAAAUUUGAAGGAGAAUUAAGAAUUUUGAAGGUUAAGGUUUGGCAAGAAGUAGAAUUAGGAAUGUUUGUAUGAAUUACAUGGCUACAUUUUGUGGGGAAGAAGUAAUCUAAUGAAAAGAUGGCUUCAUCCCCAAAUCCUCAACCUAAUGGUCCUCCAAGUCCUGUAAUUCCUAUCCUAACAUCAAUUCUACCGCCUAUCGAAUCACCUCCUGAUGCGAGCUCAUUUGUUCCCCCUCCUUCCAAUGAUUCUCCACCACGUCCCGAACAAAUUCCUCCGCCUCCACCCUCACCACCACUUUCACCACACGGUCCACAUUCGUCUCCUCCACCAUCACAUCCUGGCGCUUCUCCACCACCGGCCUCUCCUCCACCUCUUGAAGCAUCAAUGAUUACAAAAUCACCCCCGGUUGCUUUCCAAUCUCCGCCUUCUCCAAGCCUUCCAUCUCCCCCGGAUCCUCUUGGUUCCAUUCCGGUCUCUCCUCCACCUACUACUUUUGCUUCUCCUCCGCCUGUGGACCCUUUGUCGCCUCCAACACCACCAACAUCCUUUCCAUCUCCUCCGAUACCACCUUCAUCCUCUCCUUCUCCUCCAAGUCCUCCAUCUGACUCUACUCCCACUGGCUCAGCACCAAGGCCUCCUUCAAAAUCUGGAAGUUCUGGCUCACGUGUAAGAGUCAAUCCUGUUGCUCAUUCGUCAAAAGAUAGUAAGACAGGAAUAGCCAUCGGUGUUGUGGUGGGUGUUUUCAUAAUUGCCUUUUUAGCACUCAUAUGCUUGCAAAGGCGAAGGAAGAGACACACCCGAUAUAAUUCAAUGUAUAUGAUGCCUUCUCCAUAUACCUUUUCUCCUACUUCGGGCACCUCUUUUAUAAACCAAAAGGGCGAUGGCGGAGAAUUUCUGAAUUUAUCAUCAGAUAAUCCUGGAAUAGGCAAUUCUAAAACUUGGUUUUCAUAUGAAGAGUUGAGUGCAGCUUCAGAUGGAUUUGCUGCAGAAAAAGUUUUGGGGGCUGGUGGGUUCGGUUGCGUGUACAAAGGGUGUUUGCAAGAUGGAAGAGAAGUAGCUAUAAAGAAGUUGAAAGAUAAUAGUGGACAAGGAGAUCGUGAAUUUAAAGCGGAGGUCGAGAUUAUCAGCCGUGUGCACCAUCGUUAUUUGGUUUCCCUUGUGGGUCAUUGUAUUACUGAUUCUCAGAGAUUGCUUGUUUAUGAAUUUGUUCCUAAUGGCACACUUCAUGACCACCUCCACAAUACUAAGAAAGCACCCAUGCAAUGGAAUUUCAGAGUCAAAGUUGCCUGUGGUUCUGCUCGAGGAAUUACUUACCUGCAUGAAGACUGUCAUCCACGGAUCAUUCACAGGGAUAUUAAAUCCGCUAACAUUCUUAUAGAUAACAACUUUGAAGCUAAGGUAGCCGAUUUUGGGCUAGCAAAAAUAGCACAAGAGCUGGAAUCAAAUACACAUGUAUCAACGCGUGUCAUGGGAACAUUUGGCUACAUGGCACCUGAAUAUGCAUCAAGUGGUAAGUUGACGGAAAAAUCUGAUGUCUUCUCUUUCGGGGUGGUGCUUCUGGAGAUUAUAACAGGACGUAAGCCUGUUGAUGAAACCCGGCCACUAGGAGAUGAAAGCUUAGUUGAAUGGGCUCGACCUUUGAUGACCGAGGCAUUAGAGAACCAAAACUUUGAUGAACUUGCCGACCCAAAAUUGCAAGGUAACUAUGACAGAGGUGAGAUGUUCCGGAUGGUUGAAGCAGCGGCUACCUGUGUACGGCAUUCGGCUAUUAAAAGGCCAAGAAUGAGCCAGGUGGUAAGAGCAUUGAAUUCAAUGAACGAGCUAUCAGAUAUAUCAAAUGGCAUGAAACCAGGCCAAAGUGGGAUCUACGAUUCAGGAGAACAAUCCGCACAAAUUAAAAUGUUCCGAAGGAUGGCAUUUGGAAGCCAAGAGUUUAGUUCAGAAUAUCAAAAUAGCCCACAAUGUAGCUGGUCGAUUGGAGGGAGAAGUGGACUAGCCGGAGAUAGGAGUGAACAAGUCUAAGUCAUGAAUGUGGGAUCGUUUCAGUUUUAUGGUUGAUCGACACUCAUGAAGAGACAUAGUCGAUGCAUGCCAACAGCUAAAAGGGAAAGAUGAAUCCGUCUGCUUGAACUCGACGUCUCGACGAUGUAUGGAGAGUUAAAGAAUGCUUAAAAAUUGCAAGACUCCGAUGACUUUGUUCCGCCUGAGGAGAGCUCAAUACAGAUGUUUAUAUCAGUGUAAAGAUCACUUUUAUUUUUUCUUCUAAGAUCUAGCCGUUUUUAAUGGCUAUAACAUGAUUUGAUGUUGUUUAAGGGUGUGCUAGCAAUCUUAAAUUAUAAUACCCUUAUUCUCCUUUCUCAUUGAGUAUUCUUUGGCUACUAAUCAAUUCAGUAUUCUGUACAAGUUAGUGUCCGGGGAAGGAAGCUUACGGACAAAUCAUAUUCGUGCCCCCUCCAAGGAGAGGGCUGCGGACUCAUAUGGAGCAAUAUGUAUUCUUUAAUAUGUUAGUUUACACAAUGAUAUGUAAAAAAGUGAAAAUGCAAUUUUUUAAAGUCUUGUACUACUAAAUCCUCUUUUAGAUGAAUCAUGUUGUUUGCUCAUCUCCAAUACGACUCGACUCUGAUACAAUUUCAUCUAAGGUUCCAUAACGAGACAAACAAGUUCAUGAUUUGGUGUUUCUUUUAGCGAUCAAAGUUGAACAUUUGCGAUA
Molecule: messenger RNA, 3239 nt
Organism: Amaranthus tricolor (Joseph's coat)
Lineage: Eukaryota; Viridiplantae; Streptophyta; Magnoliopsida; Caryophyllales; Amaranthaceae
Product: proline-rich receptor-like protein kinase PERK8
Exons: 8
Coding region: 647-2551 (634 amino acids)
Biological process (GO): protein phosphorylation
Molecular function (GO): ATP binding; protein kinase activity
Source: RefSeq, a predicted model, not a curated record